ACAUAUACAUACAUACAUAACAGAGUUUCACACGUGCGUAAACCAUGAUGUUUUGACACUUCACUCAUUUGAAAUAACAUAACCACAAUACAAAAUAUAGCGAUAGCAAAAUAUACGAUGGACGAAGAAAUGGACACAAAUCAAACCAUUCCAGCCGAAAAUAAUAAUGGUACCAUUGCUAAAGCAAAAAAGAAAUUCGUUCAUCCAAAGAAAACCGUCGAAGAACGAAAAUUGGAGAAAGAGAAACGGAAACUUCGGAAGGCUCGAAUUAUUCUACGAAAUUUGCCAUUCAAAAUCAGCGAAAGUGAUUUGAGCAAGGUGUUCGCCAAAUAUGGUGCGAUAAAAGAGUGUAAUAUUUUGAAACGUGAAGAUGGCAAAUUGGUGGGAUGUGCAUUCAUUCAAUAUGACAAAGUAAAUCAUGCAGCAAAAGCAAUCCACCAUGCUAACGGCAAAGAGAUGUUUGGACGACCCAUCAUUAUCGAUUGGGCUGUUAAUCGUUCUGUAUUCGGUAAGCACAUACGACAGCAGAAACAGUCGAACAAAAAAGUUCAAGUCAAAACUGAAGAUGAUUCGGAAGAGAAGGAGAUCAAACAGGAAAGCGAGGAGGAAAACACGGAAGCAAGUGAAGGUGAUGACGAUGAUAUGGCCGACGAUCAGGAAAACGAUGAGCUAGAUGGUGGAGAAGGCAGUGAGGCUAGUGAGGCUAGUGAGGCUAGUGACAGUGAUACAGGUGACGAAAAGAAACCAAUCCAUCAAAAAUCGAAUGACGUCGCCGAAGGAUGUACUGUAUUUAUCAAAAAUAUUCCAUUCGAUUCAACAAAAGAUGAUUUAUACAAAGUGUGUCGUCAAUUCGGACCUCUGUACUAUGCGGUUAUAACGAUCGAUAAAAUCUCCGGACAUAGUAAGGGAAAUGGUUUCGUGAAGUUUAAGACGAAAGAAUCGGCGGACAUGUGUUUGAAUGCAGGAACAUCGUUUAAACUGCUUGAUCAGGUUUUAGAUCCCCAAGCAGCGUUAUCUCGUAAUGAGAUCGAGCAAAAAAAGAACACCGACAAAAAACAACCAAGCGAUUCACGCAAUCUGUAUUUAGCAAAAGAAGGCACCAUUUUAGCCGGUACAUCGGCAGCUGAAGGUGUUUCAGCAUCCGAUUUAGCAAAGCGAUUACGUUUAGAACAGAGCAAGAAUCAAUCGCUGAAAAAUUUAAAUCGCUUCGUCUCAAAAGAACGUUUGACAGUUCACAAUAUACCACCAAGCUAUGAUAGUGGAAAACUUAAAAUGGUUAUCGUCAAAGCAUGUGGCUUAAAACCAAAAGAAUGUCGUGUUAUGCGUGAAAACAAACCAUCGCUGGGCCAUCCGUUGGGUAAAUCGAAAGGAUAUGGAUUUUUAUCCUUCAAAAAUCAUGAUGAGGCUUUAAAUUGUUUACGCAAAGUCAACAAUAAUCCAAAAGUAUUUGGAAAAAAUAAUAGACCAAUCGUGUCAUUCAGUAUAGAAGAUCACGCUGUUCACAAUAUCAAAAUGAAACGCUUGCUGAAAUCACAACAAAAAAAUCCACUGUUCAAGAAGAAUGCCGAUAAACGCUCCGAUGUGAAGCCAAGUGCAAAAUCAUUGAGAAAAAUUGAAAAAUCCUCGAGCAAUUCGAAAACCAACGAAAAUAAUGAGAUUUUAGCUGAAUUUGCUGGAACAACAGCUGAAGAGGGGAGCAAAUAUAAAACACGACCACAAUGGAAAUUACGGGAAGAUAAUACAUCUCACAGUAAGACUGUCAAAGCCAACAAGAAAAUGUUGCGAAAACAAAAAAUGCUAAAAGAAAUCCGACAAGAAAAACGGCAGAUUGAUCGAACGAAAAUGAAAAAACGCAAUCCAAAAGAUAUCGAUAAUUCGUUAGUAAAUAAAUAUUUGAAAAUUCUGCAUUCAAACGAUGAAUCGCAGGUCAAACCGAAAAAAUCAAAAUGGUACGUCGAUUAAGUCCU
Messenger RNA from Sitodiplosis mosellana (orange wheat blossom midge), 1967 nucleotides. RefSeq names its product RNA-binding protein 28. Lineage: Eukaryota; Metazoa; Arthropoda; Insecta; Diptera; Cecidomyiidae. The transcript is spliced from 5 exons. Gene Ontology annotation, molecular function: RNA binding. The coding region runs from base 118 to 1962 and encodes 614 amino acids. The record is from RefSeq and is a predicted model, not a curated record.